Molecule: messenger RNA, 3027 nt
Organism: Mugil cephalus (flathead mullet)
Lineage: Eukaryota; Metazoa; Chordata; Actinopteri; Mugiliformes; Mugilidae
Product: E3 ubiquitin-protein ligase TRIM35-like
Exons: 1
Coding region: 268-1659 (463 amino acids)
Molecular function (GO): zinc ion binding; protein binding
Source: RefSeq, a predicted model, not a curated record
UUUCUUGUUCCUGAUAGAAGACGCAAACUGAGAGAAAGAGGAUAAGAUCCCACUUCAAACUAAAAAUACCACAGCUACAGCUUCAAGUGGAAACAAUGGGAACUCUGGGAAAGCUGGAAAAGAAAUAUACUUUUACUUCAACCUGUUGCAGAUUCCACAUUAUCAUCUGACAGAGCCACAAGUGAAAGAGAAAGUAAAUGACGAGGAACUUUCUAGACCAACUUUGCUGUGAGUUUUCUGUGUUUUUAAGCUUCACUUAAAGACAAAAUGUCUUCCACUUCAGAGUAUGAUCUUUCUUGCCCUGUCUGCCAUGACAUCUUCAAAGACCCCGUCGUCCUGUCGUGCAGCCACAGCUUCUGUAGGGACUGUUUGCAGGAAUGGUGGAAGGGGAAAAUAACAAACGACUGUCCAUGCUGCAAGAGAAAAUCCUCAAAGAGAGAACCCCCUUGUAACCUGGCAUUAAAGAAUCUGUGUGAGACCUUCUUACUGGAAAGAAACCAGAGAGCUGCUGAUGCCAUUUGUAGUCUGCACUCUGAGAAACUCAAGAUCUUCUGUCUGGACCACCAGGAGCCAGUGUGUGUCAUCUGUCGAGAUUCAAAAAUGCACAACAACCACAAGUUCCGACCCAUUGAUGAGGCUGCACAGGAUCACAGACAGGAAAUCCAGUGCCUUCUGAAGCCCUUAAAAGAGAAAUUGGAACUCUUUGAAAAAGUUAAAGAAAAAUGCAAUCAAACAGAAAAACACAUUAAAGUCCAGGCCCAACAAACAGAGGGGCAAAUUAAGGAGCAGUUCAAGAAGCUUCACCAGUUUCUACAAGAAGAAGAGAAGGUCAGGAUUGCAGCUCUAAGGGAGGAAGAGGAGAAGAAGUGUCGGAUGAUGAAGGAGAAGAUUGAUGGUCUCAGCAGAGAUAUAGCAGCUCUGUCCAACACAAUUAAAAUCUCAGAGAAGGAGCUGAAAGCUGAAGACAUCUCAUUCCUCAAAAACUACAAGGCUGCAGUGAGAAGAAUCCAGCAACGUCCUGUUCCACAUGAUCCACAGCUGGUCUCAGGGGCUCUGAUAGAUGCGGUAAAACACCUGGGGAAUCUAACCUUCAACAUCUGGAACAAAAUGAAGAAGAUGGUGUCAUACACCCCUGUGCUUCUGGAUCCUAACACUGCCGACCCAGAACUCAUUGUGUCUGAAGAUCUAAGCAGCGUAAGAUCUGGAAAGCGACAACAGCUUCCACAAAAUCCAGAGAGGACCAAGUUUACCUGCUCCGUCAUCAACUCUGUGGGAUACAGUUCUGGAACACACGUCUGGGAUGUUGACGUUGGAGACAACACGGACUGGGAACUGGGCGUGUUGAGAGAGUUUGUCCAAACAAGUGGACAGUUACAGUCUGGAUUGUGGAGAAUUUUGUUCUCUAAUGGUAAAUUCUCGGCAUUCUCAACGUCAGACCCAGAGAAGGAGCUAUCAGUAAAUAAGCUGAAAAGGAUCAGAGUUCACCUGGACUUUGAGAGAGGAAAAUUGGCUUUUCUGGAUCUUGACACCAACACAAACAUACACUCCUUCGCCCACCGCUUCACUGGCACCCUGUUUCCUUACAUCUACACUGAGAACCCUCUCCCACUGAAGAUUUUACCAGUAAAUGUCUCUGUAGCGGUGGAAAAGCACAGGUAGGAGGGAUACGACGAUACAUUUUAUAGUUGAUUGGGAAACAGGAUUUGAAGGUCUUUCAUAUAUAUUAAAGUUUUAUGGUGAUGGUAUUGUGAUAAAUUAUUCAAACAUUUUGGGACUGGACUAUAUCAAACAAUGGGAAAUCUUUUCAAUACGUGAUUAGACCAACUAACAGGAGGAACAGUUAUGUACAAAAGUGGGCCAGAAUGGUUUUUCAUCUAUAUUUUGGCUCUUAGAAAGCUGUUUAAAGACCAAAGUUGUCUGCAUCCACCUGUUAGAAGUCUGUCCUGUGAGACAAAUCUCAAGAGAUAGUGCACAUGAGAGGAACAUUGAAAACAUGACAGAAGCUACAACCCUGAGAACAUCAUCCGGCCUGAAAACUGAUUAUAGUGAUAUAGUAUGGCGACUGCCAAGAGCUGCACAAAAGAAAAGCCAUAUGCAAGAUGUGUCAACUAGAGGUACUCUACGAAAUAUCUCUAAUCAAACUGAUAUUUGAUUUAGGAAAUCAGUAAACAGCCUUUGCGGCUUCUGAAGAGGCGCUUGUCACUGCUGCAUAUCUGUGACAACUUAACAACUUAGUGUUCAUUAAUAAAUCUGAACUGACUUAAUCUGAGCGACUACAGGACUCAAAAUCCUACGUUGCACAUCUGACACUGUUAAAUAUAUUUUGGUAUUGAUAUGUUGAUUUGUGGUACAAGAACAAGACUUACAUGAGAAAAUUAACUUAGCUGCAUAGCACAUGGAGUUGUUCUGAAGUGUAUUAAGAUACCAGCACUGGGAUCUCAGCGUAAUGAGUCAAACUCAUUAAAUGUUUUAUUUUGUCAUAAAACUCAACUGUUUACAUUAACAAGAGGAAAAAAAAGCAAAAUGAUGAUGAUAUAGAGAUUAUGUAAAUAAAAUGUUUUUCAACCUCGGUUGUUUUUAAAUAUGCUUUAUGAAUAAACUGAUUGAUUGAUUGAAAAUGGAAUUUAUUAAACUUUAAACUCAAAUGAAUCCAAAUAGAUAAGUACUAAUACAUAAAAAAUACUCAGCUUAAUGUAAAAUUAAGUGAUGCCAGAAGGGAGACGUAGCAGACAGAGGUAUUCUUAGGCACACGGUGGUGGGCAGGUUUGAAAACGUUGUAAAUGCUGCUUUUAAGUGAUGAUGCUGAUGAAGCUGUGAUUAUGGUUUUCCAAUACAAUGUUUUGUGUAGAUAAUAAUUGAGACUGUAUAUCUGUGAGAAAAACCAAAGUAUGAAUUUUUGUGAUGCUAUAUUAACAUAUGAAUAUCAACAAUGGAUGAAAUGAAAAUUACAAAUUGUUUUCUAUAGCAGUUGCUUUCGUUUUUCUGUGGCUUAUUCUGAUUGUGACAAAUAAAAAAUUUAGAAGACUU